AUGUUGGAGCAUCCUAUUGAAAUUGACGAAGAAGGCCUAGACCUCAUUCCGGAGUUCCACCAGAAGCUGAUCGUACAUGCCAAACCAUUGUCUGGUCCAGAUCCGCCUCCGUUGCUGCCUUCUCCUUCUUCUCCUGUAGGCACGGAACUGCACAACUGCCAACUGGUUCUUAUUCUGCUGAUGCUGGAGAACGGCUGUCAUGUACUCCUGUCGCAAGCAUUGCUAAGAAGCAAGUCCAAUGGUGAUACUGUACUGGUGGAUACUGGUGCUGUGGCUGAUUUGGUCAGUCUUGAAAAGAUGCAACCAAUACUUUCUUACCAUUGCAGGUACGUUGAUGACUACAGACUCUGUUGUGAGUUUGUUUCUUUACCUACCUUCCAAGCUUCCCAAUGUCACACCACUGAGUUGCAGCCUCCAUUGAAUCUAUGCGGAAGUCUCAUGCAGAACGACCUCCUCCGCGUGUCUAUGUGGGUUCUUGGACUGAGCGCCCUCAUCGGCAAUGCAGUGGUCAUCAUCACGAGAUCAAUGGACACCGAUAUGUCCAAACCGAGCAGCAGGAAGAUCUGUCAUUCCAUUAUGGUUCUCAAUUUGGCGAUUUCAGACUUCAUGAUGGGUGUCUAUAUGCUGAUUAUCGCUGGUGCAGAUAUUUACUACGGAGAGAAAUACUCACAAGUAGCCAAGGAAUGGCGGUCGACAGGACUGUUUAAAGUAGCUGGUGUCUUGUCGGUCAUGUCGAGCGAAGCGUCGGUGUUUAUCGUUACCUUGAUCAGUGUCGACUGUUUCCACGGAAUCGUGUAUCCGUUUAGCUCCAGGACACUUCGUAAGAAGUCGACCACAGUUCUGAUUCUUUUAGUUUGGUUGUUGUCUCUUGGUCUGAGUGUCGGACCCACGGUCUCGGGUAGUGGCUUGGACUCGGAUAUCUACGGGUUGUCUGAUGUGUGCAUAGGGCUACCACUUCUCACCAAACCAACCAGUAUUGAAAUAAAAGAGGGCGCUAUUGAUGACUCUUUCGGGAACAGGACAGUCUCGAUUCCAGUCGUAACGGGGAAGAAACCAGCCUGGAUCUUCUCUAUUAUUCUAUUCCUCGGGGUGAACCUGGCUUGCUUCGUAGUGGUCUUGUUCUGCUACAUCGCGAUCUUCGUCAAAGUAAAGCGUUCAGCAAAUAAAGUCCGUACGGCUGCGCACCGAGAUCGAGAAAUCAAAAUGGCCGUCAAGAUGGCGCUGAUAGUAGGUACGGACUUUGCGUGUUGGAUGCCUGUCAUCAUUAUGGGGAUACUAUCACAGACUGGGGCGGUAGAUAUUAGUCCUGACAUCUACGCUUUGACUGUUGUCUUUAUCCUCCCGAUCAACUCGUCUCUAAACCCGUACCUCUACACGCUUUUUACGUCUAUAUCAGAGCGCAGGUCCAGCAAAAGUAACUCGUCAUGCUUGAAGUCAUUGAGCUUAAGAGUUUCAACCAAAACCACGGAACCUGCACAAGAUGUUCAGUAG
This is a messenger RNA of Asterias rubens (European starfish), 1491 nucleotides long. RefSeq names its product G-protein coupled receptor GRL101-like. Bases 1 to 1491 code for a protein of 496 amino acids. Gene Ontology annotation, molecular function: G protein-coupled receptor activity. Gene Ontology annotation, cellular component: membrane. The transcript is spliced from 3 exons. The record is from RefSeq and is a predicted model, not a curated record. NCBI's taxonomy places the organism in Eukaryota, Metazoa, Echinodermata, Asteroidea, Forcipulatida, Asteriidae. Gene Ontology annotation, biological process: G protein-coupled receptor signaling pathway.